Rhipicephalus microplus (southern cattle tick) is the source of this 722-nucleotide messenger RNA. Its product is annotated as glutathione S-transferase Mu 2. Gene Ontology annotation, molecular function: glutathione transferase activity. Lineage: Eukaryota; Metazoa; Arthropoda; Arachnida; Ixodida; Ixodidae. Gene Ontology annotation, biological process: glutathione metabolic process. The record is from RefSeq and is a predicted model, not a curated record.
CAGCAGGAUAUGACGCCGUUACUCGCCUACUGGGACGUUCGUGGUUUCGCCCAGGCCAUCCGCAACCUUCUCGUCUACAAGGGAGUAGAGUUUGAGGACAAGCGCUACCCGCACGGCCCGCCGCCGGAGUACAGCUGCGGUGAAUGGCUCAGCCAGAAGUUCGAGCUGGGGCUCAAGUUUCCCAACCUGCCGUACUACAUGGACGGCGACGUGAAGAUCACGCAGAGCUUGGCCAUUCUCCGGUACUUGGCAAGGAAGUACGACCUGAAUGCCAGGAACUACCUCGAAGCCACGGAACUUGACGUCCUCGAGCAGCAAGCCCAAGACCUAUGCCUCAUCCUCGCCUAUGAGGCGGUGCCGAUGCCACGGUACAAGCAAGGACUCAAGUCCUACGCCGAGAACGUGGGAGACAAGCUAGAACCCUGGGCCAAGCACCUAGCCGGGCUUAAGUGGGUGCUCGGGGAGAGACUGACGUACGUGGACUUCUUGCUCUACGAGGGACUCGACUGGCACCGAGCAUUUAAACCAGAGGCCUUGCGGAAAUACGGAGAGAUCUCCGAGUACCUCGAUAGGUUUGAGCAGCUGCCAAAGCUGAAAGAAUACUUCGCCUCCGAACAGUACAAGGACUGGCCCAUUGUCGGACCACUGCGGCCGUGGGGUUACCACAGAAAUGCUAAAGUUUCAUAAGGAAUUCGCACCGAACUUGACGUCCACUGCAUCAC